CAAAAAAUCUAUAAAUAGUUCAUCCAAGUUCAGUUUAUUCAAGUUAAGUUCUUUUGAAGAAACUAUUACAAUAGUAGAGAAAUUUGAAAAAUCUGAUUCAGAUUAUACACUAUGUAAAGGAUCUAUUGGCUUCCAAAAGAAAAUUCACAAAGUAAACUCAGAAAAAUUAAUGA
This is a messenger RNA of Dentiscutata heterogama, 173 nucleotides long. The record is from the annotation of a GenBank genome assembly. Lineage: Eukaryota; Fungi; Glomeromycota; Glomeromycetes; Diversisporales; Gigasporaceae.